Messenger RNA from Camarhynchus parvulus, 456 nucleotides. RefSeq names its product galectin 2 (gene LGALS2). Lineage: Eukaryota; Metazoa; Chordata; Aves; Passeriformes; Thraupidae. Gene Ontology annotation, molecular function: carbohydrate binding. The record is from RefSeq and is a predicted model, not a curated record.
GUACAAGCCAACUGCCCUCUGGCCUGGGUAAAAAUUAGGGGGCCCUGGAAGGGUGCUCCCAAUCAGGGAAAUAUUGAAAUCUUAAACCUGAAUAUGAAGCCUGGGAACACCCUGAAGGUGAAGGGCAAAAUAUCUGCUGAUACUGUUGGCUUCAGCAUCAAUCUUGGCUGCAGCUCAAGAGAUCUGGCAUUUCACUUCAACCCCCGCUUCAACGAGUCUGUCAUCGUCUGUAACUCCAAGUGCUCUGAUUCCUGGCAGACGGAACUCCGUGACCGCCACCUCCCUUUCUUCAGGGGCUGCACUGUCAAGUUCUUCAUUGAAAUGCUGUCAGACAAGUUCCGUGUGAAGCUGCCGGACGGCCAUGAGGUGUGCUUUCCCAACCGGCACGGCUACCACAACAUCACCUACAUAAGCAUCGUGGGGGGCCUCAAGAUCAUCUCCUUCAAGCUCACCUGA